GAAAAUGGGAUUAUUGAUACUAACAGUAUUAUCAGCUGGAGAGAGCUCGCUUGCAAGUAUAUAGCCACUGACUAUUCCAUCAUACGAAUCCUUGAAUUCCUUGGAUUACAUACAGAUCAUCCUUUGUUCAGUUACAUACCGUCGUCGCUAUUUGCCCUGACAUAUUGUUGAGAAUUCCAUUAUGAUUGAUUUCAAUACCGAGAUAGUCACCGUCGAUCUGACUAACAGUUUCGAGCUGCAACACCAAUGGCGUACAAACCCAGAUACCUGCGUGAGGCCAAAUUUGGAAUUUGAUCUUCCUGUACUCUGCCAAGUCAAUAAAGCUUACGGCGAACCAUCUGACAUAACCUCGUUGGGAAAAGAGUACGACGCCUUUGCGGAAUGCUGUCCAAGCUUUAAUCAACUAAACAUACAUCAAAACCACUGGCUAGCUAGCAACGUCUGCCACACACAGUUUUGUUUCACGGAGAAUAAUACAACAGCAAUGGGGUUCGAUGAAUGCGUCUACAAUGCUGGGGACAAACUGAACAGCGACCUCAAACUUAACUCGACGGAGAGUAGUACAUACCGUGGAAGAUGUGAAUGGAUCAACUACGACAGCCUUAAGAAGGGAGUUGUUGAUGAUCCUGCGGACAUUACGAAUGCCGCCUCCACACCAAGGCUUCUGUCUUUAGCCUUGCUCGCCACAACAUUGACAGGGGCCUUUCUGGUGCCCUCACUAAUGUAAAGAAGAGCAACUGUAGUUACGGAUAUAGUGAAGUAAUGCGGAAUGAUAUGUUAGUUAGCCGGGUGACUUAGGAAUUUCGGGAAUCCCAGAUGGUCUUGUACAACGAAAAAGAACCUGUGGCAAUGGCUUCAUAUUUCUAAUAGGCUGACUUUAUGCUAUUCCACGAAUACAUAUCAAUUUUAUCUCGGU
This is a messenger RNA of Xylaria bambusicola, 916 nucleotides long. RefSeq lists its product as uncharacterized. Bases 182 to 727 code for a protein of 181 amino acids. The transcript is spliced from 3 exons. Lineage: Eukaryota; Fungi; Ascomycota; Sordariomycetes; Xylariales; Xylariaceae. The record is from RefSeq and is a predicted model, not a curated record.